Oreochromis niloticus (Nile tilapia) is the source of this 1118-nucleotide messenger RNA. RefSeq names its product mucin-2. NCBI's taxonomy places the organism in Eukaryota, Metazoa, Chordata, Actinopteri, Cichliformes, Cichlidae. The coding region runs from base 179 to 604 and encodes 141 amino acids. The record is from RefSeq and is a predicted model, not a curated record. The transcript is spliced from 3 exons.
UCAUGGAGAGUCUCCAUCCAGCUGGAUCACUGUCACUGGUAAACCUACAACACUGUCUACUACCACCAACCCCACCAGUGGUUUGCAUAUCUCUACAGUUACACCCACUACCACCAUCACCAGAGCCCCACCCACCACUACCAUCACCACCUCCACCAAAGCCCCAACCACCACUACCAUGAACACCUCCACCAGAUCCCCUCCAACCAACACUAUCACCACAGCCAACAACUCCAACCGCACCAGGUCCAUCACUUCUACCGAUGCCACAGACCAACCAACCUCCAACAAAACCCCAGCCACCAUUACAACAGCCCCAGGUGCUAUUACCAGAGGCCCACCCACUUUUACAAUGAAACUCAACAUAGCAACUGUGCCCCUUUCCUCUACUCCACCCUCUGACUCCUCCUCCCUCCACCUUUGGUUCAGAGUGAUCAGUGUGUUCCGAGGGAUGUUCUGUCUGUUCUUCGUCUGCACCCUACUAAUAGUGUCGUUAUAUCGACAAAAGGCUGCAGCUGCAGGAAAUGAAAUGGUGACAACCCCACGUGUCCAGACUGAGCAGGGAUUGAACAAUAAUUAUGCCACCAGAGAGCAUCACCUCUAAGCUGAACUGAUCUCUGUUUAGCUUGUUGAUAUUUCUUCAGUGAUCCUCCAGUUUUGUUUUGCAGUCACUGUUUAUGAUUCAUUUUCUUUUGAUUUUACAUUACUGUUUUAAAAUGUGUGCUAUGCAUUUCUUUUAUAUAUGAAACACCAUUUAUUGCCAAAGCCUGAAAUGAUGAAGCUUUUUUCUCUGCAAUAUAAUCGUAACUUACACAAUUAAAGUGUUUUGUUCAACAAGAUUUACAAUAGCGAUUGAGCCCCAGAAGGCCACCAUGAAAGAGUUUACUGAGGUCAAAGACAAGAACUAGGAUGAGAACUACAUUCAAAUUCUUGUGAACUUCUGUCCAGUCAGACUUGAUUUGAACACCACUGAACCAUUGUUAAUGCUUCCAAUGUUUAUCAAUAAAUGUAUACAUUUAACAACUUUUCAGUAGGACUUUAUGUACCUCCACAAAAAAACAGAUGACAAACAAAUAUAGAAUUGUUUUGUUAAAUCGGUGGACUGAAAUUGCAAUCAA